CAUUUCCUUCACAGUUCACACACUCAUUUUCUCCAAGUUUAGUCGCUAGAAUCAUUUUCUAAGUUAAAUUCUCUACGAAAUGAGAGAAAUUCUUCAUGUUCAAGCUGGACAAUGCGGUAACCAAAUCGGUGGGAAAUUUUGGGAGGUUGUUUGCGACGAGCAUGGCAUCGAUGCCACGGGGAAAUACGUUGGUGACAGUCAUGUACAACUAGAAAGAGUCAAUGUGUACUAUAACGAGGCUAGUGGCGGUAGAUAUGUACCGAGGGCCGUGUUAGUGGACCUAGAGCCCGGUACUAUGGACAGUCUACGUACAGGGCCUUGUGGUAACAUUUUUAGGCCUGAUAAUUUUAUUUUUGGCCAAAAUGGUGCCGGAAACAAUUGGGCUAAAGGUCAUUACACCGAAGGUGCCGAGCUAAUUGACUCGGUUCUUGAUGUUGUUCGUAAAGAGGCUGAGAAUUGUGAUUGUUUGCAAGGUUUUCAAAUAUGUCACUCGCUUGGAGGUGGAACCGGAUCCGGUAUGGGUACCUUGUUGAUAUCCAAGAUCCGUGAAGAAUAUCCGGAUCGAAUGAUGUUAACCUUUUCGGUUUUUCCUUCACCUAAAGUGUCGGAUACGGUUGUUGAGCCUUACAAUGCCACUCUUUCCGUCCACCAACUUGUGGAAAACGCUGAUGAGUGCAUGGUUCUUGAUAACGAAGCAUUGUACGAUAUAUGCUUCCGUACACUGAAGCUCACAAACCCCAGUUUUGGAGACUUGAACCACUUGAUUUCAACAACUAUGAGUGGUGUCACCUGCUGUCUCCGGUUUCCGGGGCAACUUAACUCUGACCUCCGAAAACUAGCCGUGAAUCUCAUCCCAUUCCCCCGCCUGCAUUUCUUCAUGGUUGGGUUUGCGCCGUUAACCUCUAGAGGAUCACAGCAAUAUCGUGCCUUAACAAUCCCGGAACUUACUCAACAAAUGUGGGAUGCAAAAAACAUGAUGUGUGCUGCCGACCCUCGCCACGGGCGUUACCUCACCGCCUCGGCCAUGUUCCGUGGCAAAAUGUCAACCAAAGAAGUUGAUGAACAAAUGAUUAAUGUACAAAACAAGAACUCUUCUUACUUUGUUGAGUGGAUCCCCAACAACGUGAAAUCCAGUGUGUGUGAUAUCCCACCAACGGGGCUCUCAAUGUCAUCGACAUUUAUGGGUAAUUCUACAUCGAUUCAAGAAAUGUUUAGACGGGUUUCUGAGCAGUUUACAGUUAUGUUUAGGAGGAAGGCUUUCUUGCAUUGGUAUACAGGGGAAGGAAUGGAUGAAAUGGAGUUCACCGAGGCCGAAAGUAACAUGAAUGAUUUGGUGUCUGAAUAUCAACAGUAUCAAGAUGCUGUGGCUGAUGAUGAUGUUGAAGAAGAUGAAUAUGAUGAAGACGUUGAAGAAAACUAAAGUCAACCAAAUGAAAGUCAAAAGUAAAAGUCAAAGGUGUUUAGUAUUCUAAAGAGGGUUAAUUUGUGAGUGUAUUUUGGGUAUUUCCAAUGUUAUUGUUGUAUGAUUCCAUUGUUUAUUGCCAAGAAAGUAUUCCACUUUCAUACCUUUUACCUUGAA
Molecule: messenger RNA, 1579 nt
Organism: Erigeron canadensis
Lineage: Eukaryota; Viridiplantae; Streptophyta; Magnoliopsida; Asterales; Asteraceae
Product: tubulin beta chain-like
Exons: 3
Coding region: 80-1420 (446 amino acids)
Biological process (GO): microtubule cytoskeleton organization; mitotic cell cycle
Cellular component (GO): cytoplasm; microtubule
Molecular function (GO): GTP binding; structural constituent of cytoskeleton; GTPase activity
Source: RefSeq, a predicted model, not a curated record